This is a messenger RNA of Closterium sp. Yama58-4, 1620 nucleotides long. NCBI's taxonomy places the organism in Eukaryota, Viridiplantae, Streptophyta, Zygnematophyceae, Desmidiales, Closteriaceae. The record is from the annotation of a GenBank genome assembly.
AUGGCGAUCUCUAUCGGUGAUCUGUCGACCCCUGAUGGUCUGAAGCAGCUUGACGAGUACCUCCUCACCCGCAGCUACAUCUCGGGCUUCCAAGCGUCCCGCGAUGACCUCACGGUCUACAGCGCGCUUAAGUCGUUCCCCAAGGGCUACACCAACGCGGCACGGUGGUACACCCACAUUAAGGCGCUGCUCGGUGCAAACUUCGCUGGCCCCGGCGUCGGUGUCGUGAUUGGCGGUGCUGCUCCUGCCGCCGCUGCUCCCACCGCAGCUGUCGCCACUCCUCCCGCUGCCGAGGCCAAGCCCGCUGAGGACGAGGAGGACGACGACGAUCUGGAUCUGUUCGGCGAGGCCACGGAGGAGGAGAAGGCCGCCGCUGCCGAGCGUGAGGCCAAGGCGGCCGCGUCGGGCAAGAAGAAGGAGAGCGGCAAGUCGUCGGUGCUGCUGGACGUGAAGCCGUGGGACGACGAGACGGACAUGGCCAAGCUGGAGGCGGCCGUGCGCAAGGUGGAGAUGGACGGCCUGCUCUGGGGCGCCUCCAAGCUGGUGCCUGUCGGGGCGAGGCCGCUGAGUACAUUCAGAGCUGCGACAUCGUGGCCUUCAACAAGAUCUAAGGGAGGAGGCUUCUAUCAUCAUAAGCUGAAGGCAUGUCCUGCUAGUAGGGCGUGUGACUGGACGACGUCAUGCACGGAUUGCCAUGAAGACUGUGCAACCACGUGCUGUGCGCUUUUUUGUCCGUGCGUCCUCGUGGGGCGAACAACAGAAAUCGUCACUGACGGCGAGUCAGAUGCCACGACAUCGUGCUGUCUAUUCUUCUUCUUCCAAUUAGUAAUGCUUGGAUGCCUUUAUUCUCAAGGAGUUCGGAACAAGCUACGACAGAAAUACGUUUUACCUCCGCGGCCUUGCGGUGACUGCUUAAUGCACUGCGCUUGCUUGUGCUGUUCUAUCGCUCAAGAAAUUAGAGAGCUCAAGAAUCGAGGAUGGGACCCAAAACGAGGCUAUGAAGAAAACAUGCGGAUACUUCAAGCAAGAGGCUUGCCACCUCCGCCACAGUCAAUGUUGCUCCUCGCGGCCGUCGUCUGCCUGUCGGCCGUCAGCGUUGACGGCGCUGCACCGCCGACGAAGACGCAGCUGCGCGCCGAGCUGAAGAAGCUAACGGCGACGAUUACGAAGAAGUACCCCAAAUACGCCAAGUACUCAGCGCAAGUCAACAGAGCCAUCAAUGUCGCAUUGAACUCCAGAUACAACUUCACCGCGCUCAAGAACUCCACGCUCCUUUUGAUGAGCGACGCUGUGGCUGACGCGCUAGCGAAGCGGUUCAAGGGCAAGAAGAUCUCCACCGAAACUGCCUACAACCUCACUGCCGUCCAGAUUAUUGCGACCAAGUACACGCAGACCCAGCUUCAAGCUAUAAGGAAGGGUCAGCUGCUCCCGACUCAGCUCAAGGGCUUGAACCUUGUUAAAAUGUCGCCCAAGGGGCCGAAUAUCAUGCUGGGUCAGGUGGGCUUCCCGCGUGCCACGUGGAGCACUGUGGUUGAGCCUCAAAUGUACGUGGGGCCUUACUUCAUCGCGCACGGGGUUGACAAGCCUCAAUUCCCGAAAGGCACGAAGCUGCCUGCUUGA